This is a messenger RNA of Gigantopelta aegis, 1667 nucleotides long. Its product is annotated as uridine phosphorylase 2-like. Lineage: Eukaryota; Metazoa; Mollusca; Gastropoda; Neomphalida; Peltospiridae. Gene Ontology annotation, biological process: nucleotide catabolic process; uridine catabolic process. The record is from RefSeq and is a predicted model, not a curated record. The transcript is spliced from 8 exons. Gene Ontology annotation, cellular component: cytoplasm; cytosol. Bases 44 to 991 code for a protein of 315 amino acids. Gene Ontology annotation, molecular function: uridine phosphorylase activity.
UAGAAAGAACACGAGUCGAAUAUUCUCUCUCUCCCCAUUAUCAAUGUCUACCCGAGUGAAUAACAUGGAUUCGGCAACCAAAGAAGAUUACAAACCGCAAGAUGGACCAAUAGAAAUAAAGAAUCGGCAUAUUGCUGAAAUGGACGAGGAUGUCCUCUACCACAUCGCCCUGGGAACACGGUCACAUGACCUCAAGGACAUGUUCAGAGAUAUCAAGUUUGUGUGUUUUGGUGGGUCACCGAGUCGGAUGAAGAAGUUUGCGUUUUUCAUGGUUGAUCAGCUAAAGUUCAAGCUUCCCGCAGGUCAGACUCUCGAGGAUAUCGCACACGGUUCAGACAGAUACGUACUCUACAAAGUUGGUCCCGUUCUCUCAGUUAGCCAUGGUAUGGGUAUUCCUUCUCUGUCGAUAAUUUUCCACGAAAUCGUCAAACUACUUCAUCACGCAGGUAGCUCUGGAGUCACGUUUUUCAGAAUUGGAACUAGCGGCGGUUUAGGAAUGGUGCCUGGUUCGGUUGUGAUAACAGAUGAAGCCGUUGAUGGUAUUCUCAGACCAUACAUGGAGCUAGCGACAAUGGGAAUGAUGAUCCACCUCCCAUCGUUUCUAGAUCAGGACAUCGUUCAGGAACUGUAUUCUCUCGCCGAGAAGAAUGAUCACUUCCAAACUAUUGUCGGCAAAACGAUGUGCACACACGACUUCUAUGAAGGCCAGGCCAGACUUGAUGGAGCAUUCUGUGAUUACACCAAGGAGGACAAGAUGAUGUUUCUCAGACGGAUCCAUGAAAAGGGCGUUCGUAACAUUGAGAUGGAAUCGCUGUGCUUUGCUUCAUACUGUCACCGUGCAAAUAUAAGAGGAGCUGUCAUUUGCGUAGCAUUAUUAGACCGACUGGAGGGCGACCAAAUCUCUACACCACACGACAUUAUGGAAGAUUGGCAGUCGAGGCCACAGAUUCUAGUCGCCAGAUACAUCAGAAAGAAGCUAGGUAUACACUAAAUGAAAUCCACCGGCAGCGAGAGACCAAACAAAAAACUGGUUGACAAUUCAAGACUGAAUGAAUGAAACUGGACAGCAACUUCAGGCAUUGAAAUAAGCUAAGAACGAUCUCUUAGGUUACCAGGGCCCCGUUCCAUGAAGCGAUUGUGGCCCUAAGAUCACCUUAAGUGCAUAUGGUAGCUAUGCUCUUAAGGUGAUCUUAGGGUUAAAAUCGCUUUGUGGAACGGGGCCCAGGUCCCUGUUUUACGAAGCAAUCAUAGCUCUAAGAUCAUCUUAACUACAUACAGUGAUUAUGAACUUAAGAGCAGUUUCGUCAAAUUUGGUUUAUUCUAACAUAAGAUACUGUAUACAAGUAUCUGUAUAAUGAGAAUAGUGGAAUGAAUGACAAAGCCUUUUAAUAAUAAAAAAAAUGAGGAGAACAGUAAUCUUCAUAAAUUAAUAGGCCCAUAUGGGCUUCAGUGGUGUCGUGGUUAAGCAAUUGGACAUAUGGCUGGUAGGUACUGGGUUCGCAGCCCAGUACCGGCUUCCACCCAGAGCUUAGCAACUCAAUGUGACUUCGGUAGUGUCGUGGUUAAACAAUCGGAUAUAAGACUGGUAGGUACUGGGUUCGCAGCCCAGUACCGGCUCCCACCCAGAGCUUAGCAACUCAAUGUGGCUUCGGUAGUGUCGUGGUUAA